GUGAAAAAGAACUUAGGUGCAGAAAUCAAGGCCAAUUUCCAAGCUAUGGAGAAGAGCAAAUCGUUCCCCAAGUACUCGUCCUCGUGUUCGGGUGAGUUCAGUUUCCAAACCCGAUCCAACUCGUACAAUUUCAACGGCCCGACUGGGAAGGCUACUGGGUUCUCGACCUCGACUGAUCCCGAGCUUCAAAGGAAGAGAAGAAUUGCGUCGUAUAAUGUUUUCAACAUGGAAAAUAAGGUCAAGUCUAGUGUAAAGAACAGCUUCAAGUGGAUCAAGACUAAGUUUAGCGACAUUCGCUAUGGUUUGUGAGUUUUUUUUUUUUUUUUUUUUU
This is a messenger RNA of Cucurbita pepo subsp. pepo (vegetable marrow), 331 nucleotides long. RefSeq lists its product as uncharacterized. NCBI's taxonomy places the organism in Eukaryota, Viridiplantae, Streptophyta, Magnoliopsida, Cucurbitales, Cucurbitaceae. The record is from RefSeq and is a predicted model, not a curated record.